Emiliania huxleyi CCMP1516 is the source of this 309-nucleotide messenger RNA. RefSeq lists its product as hypothetical. Bases 1 to 309 code for a protein of 102 amino acids. The transcript has a single exon. NCBI's taxonomy places the organism in Eukaryota, Haptophyta, Isochrysidales, Noelaerhabdaceae. The record is from RefSeq and is a predicted model, not a curated record.
AUGGAUGACGAGAAAAGUCGCCCACGCGCGGCGCUGCUGCUCAUCGGCGCCUUGGGUGCAGCGGCCGGCGUCUACCUCCUGAGCGGUGGCAGCGGCUCGUUGGCGCACUCGGGAACGCUGGCUGCCUCCGUUGAGCCCCGGCAGCAGGUCGUGAGACACGUUCCAGAGGCAGUCGCGGCGGGAUCGUCGACGAUGCGCCAGCACAACCGGCGCAAACACAGUGCCAAGGCGUUUGAUAAGCUCAGAAGCAGGGAAGUGCUCGAGGCGGCGGCGGAUCCAAACUCAAUGUUUGACAUGAGCACCCCGUGA